Molecule: messenger RNA, 756 nt
Organism: Dendrobium catenatum
Lineage: Eukaryota; Viridiplantae; Streptophyta; Magnoliopsida; Asparagales; Orchidaceae
Product: 60S ribosomal protein L12
Exons: 1
Coding region: 48-548 (166 amino acids)
Biological process (GO): translation
Cellular component (GO): cytosolic large ribosomal subunit; ribosome
Molecular function (GO): large ribosomal subunit rRNA binding; structural constituent of ribosome
Source: RefSeq, a predicted model, not a curated record
GCUCUUCUGUUCCCAAAGGAAAAAGCCCUAGUAGCUGAGGAGCCGCCAUGCCGCCCAAAUUCGAUCCUUCUCAGGUUGUCGAGGUUUACGUUCGCGUCACCGGCGGCGAGGUAGGGGCCGCAAGCUCCCUUGCCCCGAAGAUCGGUCCGCUCGGCCUCUCCCCCAAGAAGGUCGGAGAAGACAUCGCCAAGGAGACGGCCAAGGACUGGAAAGGACUCCGUGUCACCGUCAAGCUGACUGUUCAGAACCGGCAGGCCAAGGUUUCCGUCGUUCCUUCGGCGGCUGCGCUCGUCAUCAAGGCCCUUAAGGAGCCCGAGCGCGAUCGCAAGAAGACUAAGAACAUCAAGCACAACGGGAACAUCUCGCUUGACGAUGUAAUCGAGAUUGCAAGGGUCAUGAGUCCCAGAUCUAUGGCUAAGGAUCUUAGCGGCACCAUCAAGGAGAUUCUGGGGACGUGCGUCUCCGUCGGCUGUACCGUGGAUGGGAAGGAUCCCAAAGACUUGCAGACGGAGAUCACAGAAGGGGAUGUUGAAGUACCGCUUGAGUAAGUAUCGGAUUCUUAUGUGUUACUGGGUUUGAUAUUCUGUUUUCAUCUUUCGAACAUUUGGACAGUUGAAAUCUUAUUUAUCAUCGCAGUGUAUUGUAACUUAAGAAGGAUUCUGAGCGAAUGUUUCUUUUAGAAUUAAGAGUUGUUUUAUCUCAAUGUGGUUUAGUAAUCUUAUUUUUUUGACAUUGUUCAACACUGAUUGUUGAGAA